Messenger RNA from Rhinolophus ferrumequinum (greater horseshoe bat), 975 nucleotides. It is a transcript of the gene EFNA4, whose product is annotated as ephrin A4. Gene Ontology annotation, biological process: ephrin receptor signaling pathway; axon guidance. Bases 86 to 700 code for a protein of 204 amino acids. The record is from RefSeq and is a predicted model, not a curated record. Gene Ontology annotation, molecular function: ephrin receptor binding. The transcript is spliced from 4 exons. Gene Ontology annotation, cellular component: plasma membrane. NCBI's taxonomy places the organism in Eukaryota, Metazoa, Chordata, Mammalia, Chiroptera, Rhinolophidae.
CCCCUUCACCACUUUGUACCUUUCUCGCGGCGACGGCGAAGCGGGCCGGCCGGGCCGGACCAGACCAGACCCGACCGCGGGGGCGAUGCGGCUGCUGCCCCUGCUGCGGACUGUCCUCUGGGCCGCGCUCCUCGGCUCCCCUCUGCGAGGGGGCUCCGGCCUCCGCCACGACUUCUACUGGAACUCCAGUAACCCCAGGCUGCUUCGAGGGGACGCCGUGGUAGAACUGGGCCUCAACGACUAUCUAGACAUCUUCUGCCCACACUAUGAGGGCCCAGGACCCCCUGAGGGCCCCGAGACCUUUGCUUUAUACAUGGUGGACUGGCCAGGCUACGAGGCCUGCCAGGCGCGGGGGGCAGGUGCCUUCAAGCGCUGGGAGUGCUCCCUCCCCUUCGCUCCGUUUGGCCCCGUUAAAUUCUCAGAGAAGAUUCAGCGCUUCACACCCUUUUCCCUUGGCUUCGAGUUCUUGCCUGGAGAGACCUACUACUACAUCUCCGUGCCGACUCCCGGGGGUCCUGGCCAAUGCUUGAGGCUCCAGGUGUCCGUCUGCUGCAAGGAGAGCAAGUCCGAGUCAGCCCAUCCUGUUGGGAGCCCUGGAGAGAGUGGCACAUCUGGGUGGCAAGGGGGGGGCGCUCCCAGCCCCUUCUGUCUCUUGCUGCUGCUGCUGCUCCCGAUUCUGCGUCUCCUGCGAGUUCUCUGAGCCAAGCGGACCCUUCCUGCCACCCCAGGACCCAGAGACCUCCCAAGGCUCCAUGGAGGAGGAGCCCCUGCCACCUGAGCUGGGAAUGCCAAGCCAGACAGACAAGAUGGAGGAGCGACGGGGGGGUCAGAGGGUCUGAGGUGGCCCUUGCAGGUGCCGGCCCCUCAUCCCAGGUUGAAGAGGAACCACAGGAGAGCUGCAGACAGCCCUGGACACCUGGCGCCCAGGCAAGACAAACACAGUCUCCCUCAGCAGUUCUGGGGGUCUCACCCAUC